AUGUUCCGCCUCUUCAAACCACUCCGAAUGGCCGAAAACGCAGCAAAGAGACUCAAGAUGUCGCCCGUUACUAUUGGCACCCACAAUGGCCACUUCCACGCCGAUGAGGCCUUGGCUGUGCACAUGCUGCGCCUGCUGCCCACAUACAAGGACUCCCAACUGGUACGGACUCGCGACCCCAAGGUUCUCGAGACCUGCCAUACCGUUGUCGAUGUUGGUGGCGAGUACGAUGAUGUGAAGAAGCGUUACGAUCACCACCAGCGUGGCUUCACCACCACUUUCCCCGGCAAAGCCACCAAGCUCUCCAGCGCCGGCCUCGUCUUCAUGCACUUCGGCAAAGCCAUCAUCGCUCAGAAGCUCAGCGAGGGUGCCGAGACCCCGGUCACUGAAGACAACCCCGAGGUUGAGCUGCUGUACAAUAAGCUGUACGAGAGCUUCGUUGAGGCGCUCGACGCCCACGAUAACGGCAUUUCUGUCUACGACCCCAAGGCUGUUGCUGCCGCGGGUCUCGAGAAGCGCUUCAGUGAGGGCGCCUUCACCCUCGGUGCCAUUGUUGGCCGCCUGAACCCCAAGUGGAAUGACCCUGUCCCCGCGGACCCGGUCGAGGCUCAGCGUCUGGAGGACGAGCGCUUCGUCAAGGCAAGUCGCCGCAUCGGUGAGGAGUUCGACGCCGACCUCGACUACUAUGCCAAGGCAUGGCUGCCAGCCCGCGCCGUUGUGCAGGCCGCGUUCGAGAAGCGCACCCAGUACGACCCCCAGGGCCGUGUGCUGGUGCUCGAGGGCCAGAGUGCUCCUUGGAAGGACCACCUCUACUCCCUCGAGGGCGGCAACCCCUCUGUCGUGUACGUUCUGUACCCGGAGAAGCCUGCCCCCGAUGCGAAGUGGCGUGUGCAGGCGGUCCCUGUCACCAAGGACUCAUUCGAAAGUCGCAAGCCGCUGCCCGAGGCCUGGCGCGGUUUCAGAGACGAGGAGUUGGAUGGCAUCUCUGGUAUCCCAGGCUGCGUCUUCGUCCACGCCGCUGGAUUUAUUGGUGGAAACAAGACUUUUGAGGGCGCAAAGGAUAUGGCCAUUAAGGCUCUUGAUCUGUGA
Messenger RNA from Colletotrichum truncatum, 1089 nucleotides. RefSeq names its product myg1 protein. Lineage: Eukaryota; Fungi; Ascomycota; Sordariomycetes; Glomerellales; Glomerellaceae. Gene Ontology annotation, cellular component: cytoplasm; nucleus. The record is from RefSeq and is a predicted model, not a curated record.